This is a messenger RNA of Cervus elaphus (red deer), 3535 nucleotides long. RefSeq names its product nuclear factor, erythroid 2 like 2 (gene NFE2L2). Gene Ontology annotation, cellular component: nucleus. NCBI's taxonomy places the organism in Eukaryota, Metazoa, Chordata, Mammalia, Artiodactyla, Cervidae. Gene Ontology annotation, biological process: cellular response to oxidative stress; regulation of transcription by RNA polymerase II. The coding region runs from base 1211 to 3034 and encodes 607 amino acids. Gene Ontology annotation, molecular function: DNA-binding transcription factor activity, RNA polymerase II-specific; RNA polymerase II cis-regulatory region sequence-specific DNA binding. The transcript has 5 exons. The record is from RefSeq and is a predicted model, not a curated record.
AAUAAUUGCUUUUAAUGUGCAGUGAAUAAUACACAUUCAUUGUAGAUUUAAAACAUACUUAAAGUAACAAAGAGAAAAAAAAUCAUUCAAGGUCCUGCAACUAUUAAUAUUACUAGUAAUAUUUUGAAGAACGACUUUUUUUCCCCCUAGGUACAUGUUUUCACAGAAUGGGUCCACGCUACACAGUUUUAUAACUUGUUUUUUUGCGUUUUUAUUUUAAAAUCGUAUAUUGAGUACGUGAAAACUUCUAGAGGUUAUGACACGUUUGUAGUAUCGAACGGGGUUAAAAAUCGCAAUCUGUGGUGUGGCAUGGGCACUCUGGUGGGAAGAGAACGCUCCCGGUGGGCAACAUCGACCACUCUCCGAUUCAGAGACGUCUCCGUUUGCCCUCGGCGACUGAAGCCUGGCGAGAGUGCAAGGCGUGGGAGUUAAGCGGAGGGCGAUCAGGGUGACGGCGAGCACGAGCUUCCCGCGCGGUCCGCUUUCCCCCCCGCCCAGCCCCACUGGCCCCAGCCCCGAGGUGAGCCGGAGCGAGAGGGCAGCUCGCGGUGCGCUGGGCCCGGGGCCCGGCUUCCGGCCCCCACCCCCGGGGCUGGCGCCACUCUCGGGCGGUGGGGAGAGAUAAAGCCGGGCAAGGUUCUGCAGAUCCAAAGCAGGGAGGCGCAGCUCCGAUACCAGCGCCUUUGCCAGGUCUCCAGGAGUGUUUGUUUCAACUGUUUAAACUGUUUCAAAGCACCCGAACCCCAGCGACCUUCGGCAAACAACUCUUAAUCCCGCGGGCGGGGAGAGACGGCUGCAUUCGCCGGAAGGGCAAAGUGAGAGCGGAGACCGGGGAGCUACGGGGGCCCUCCUCCCAGCACUCUGCCCGCCCGCAGCCGCCCCCUGGGACCCCCGCCCGCAACUCUUUCCAGCCCCAGGACGGCCAACUUCUUGCGUCAGCCCCGGCGAGGGUGGGGGAUUUUCGGAAGCCCUGCCCGCGCGGCCGGCUGGGGAAGGAAGGGCCCGGGCUCUUGCCCCGCCUUCGGGGGGCGGGAGGCGGAGCGGGGCGAGAGCCGGGUCGGCGACUCCGGCCAAGUCAGGGAGAAGCGAGUUCCUAGGAUCCCCAAAGAGCCGCCGCCGCCGCCACCACUACCGCCGUGUCCGCACCAAGCCUCGGCAGCCGGAACAGGGCAGCAGUCGGGGAGCCUCAAAGCACCGUCCCCAGCUCAGCAUGAUGGACUUGGAGCUGCCGCCGCCGGGACUGCCGUCCCAGCAGGACAUGGAUUUGAUUGACAUACUUUGGAGGCAAGAUAUAGAUCUCGGGGUAAGUCGAGAAGUUUUUGACUUCAGUCAACGACAGAAGGAGCAUGAGCUGGAAAAACAGAAAAAGCUUGAAAAGGAAAGACAAGAACAACUCCAAAAGGAGCAAGAGAAAGCCUUUUUUGCUCAGUUACAACUAGAUGAAGAGACUGGUGAAUUCCUCCCCAUUCAGCCAGCACAACACAUACCAUCAGAAACCAGUGGGUCUGCCAACUACUCCCAGGUAGCCCACAUUCCCAAAGCAGAUGAUUUGUACUUCGAUGACUGCAUGCAGCUUUUGGCAGAGACAUUCCCGUUUGUAGAUGACAAUGAGGUUUCUUCGGCUACGUUUCAAUCACUUGUUCCUGAUAUUCCCAGCCACACCGAGAGCCCAGUCUUCACUGCUCCUCAUCAGGCUCAGUCACCUGAAACUCUUGUCGUUCAGGUCGCCACUGCAGAUUUAGACGAUAUGCAGCAGGAGAUUGAGCAAGUUUGGGAGGAACUGUUAUCCAUUCCAGAAUUACAGUGUCUUAAUAUUCAAAAUGACAAGCUGGCUGAGACUAGUGCAGUUCCAAGUCCAGAAACCAAACUGACAGAAAUUGACAAUUACCAUUUCUAUUCAUCAAUGCCCUCACUGGAUAAAGAAGUAGGUAACUGCAGCCCACAUUUUCUCAACGCUUUUGAGGAUUCCUUCAGCAGCAUCCUCUCCACUGAAGACUCCAGCCAGGUGACAGUGAACUCAUUAAAUUCAAGUGCCACAGUAAAUACAGAUUUUGGUGAUGAAUUUUAUUCUGCUUUUGUAGCAGAGCCCAGUACCAGCAAUGGCAUGCCCUCCUCUGCUACUUUAAGCCAGUCACUCUCUGAACUUCUAAACGGGCCCAUUGAUCUCUCUGAUCUAUCACUGUGUAAAGCCUUCAAUCAAAACCACCCUGAAAGCACAACAGCAGAAUUCAAUGAUUCUGACUCUGGCAUUUCACUGAACACAAGUCCAAGCAUGGCAUCACCAGACCACUCAGUGGGAUCUUCUAUCUAUGGAGACACACUGCUUGGCUUCAGUGAUUCUGAAAUGGAAGAGACAGACAGUGCCCCUGGAAAUGUCAAACAGAAGGGUCCCAAAACACAGUCAGUGUGGCCUUCUGGGGACCCAGUCCAACCUUUGUCAUCAUCACAGGGGAAGAGCGCUCCAGCACCUGAUUCCCAGUGUGCAAACGCACCAAAGAAAGAAGUGCCUGUAAGUCUUGGUCAUCGAAAAACCCCAUUCACAAAAGACAAACAUUCAAGCCGCCUGGAGGCUCACCUCACAAGAGAUGAGCUACGGGCAAAAGCUCUCCAUAUCCCAUUCCCUGUAGAAAAGAUCAUUAAUCUCCCAGUUGAGGACUUCAAUGAAAUGAUGUCCAAGGAGCAAUUCAAUGAGGCUCAACUUGCAUUAAUUAGAGAUAUACGUAGGAGGGGUAAGAAUAAAGUGGCUGCUCAGAAUUGCAGAAAAAGAAAACUGGAAAAUAUAGUGGAACUGGAGCAAGAUUUAGAUCAUUUAAAAGAUGAAAAAGAAAAAUUGCUCAAAGAGAGAGGAGAAAAUGACAAAAGCCUCCAUCUAUUGAAAAAACAACUCAGCACCUUGUAUCUUGAAGUCUUCAGCAUGCUACGUGAUGAAGAUGGAAAGCCUUACUCUCCAAGUGAAUACUCCUUGCAGCAAACAAGAGAUGGCAAUGUAUUCCUUGUUCCCAAAAGCAAGAGGCCAGAUAUUAAGAAAAACUAGAUUUUGACCUUUUCUGAUCUAGUGAUUUUGGGUUUUUUUGUACUGUUAUACUAAAAAAGCUCCUACUGUGAUGUGAAAUGCAGAAAUGUACUUUAUAAGUAAUUCUAUGCAAAAUUAUACUCAACUAGUGUAGAAAAUAUAAAACUUUUAAGAAGCAUUAAAAUAAGUUAUCAGUAUGCUGAAUCAGUAGUUUCACUUUAACUUUGUAAACUUAAAAAAAAUUUCUUAGAACACGAUUUGGGCUAGUUUCUAUAUACUGUAAAUACUACAAAAACUCCUUAUUUAUACUGUUCUUAUCUCAUUUGUUACCUUCAUAGAUUUAUAUGAUACAUCUGGCUAAAAAGCAAAUUGUUGCAAAACUAACCACUAUGUACUUUUUUUUUUAUAAAUACCAUAUGAACAAAAAAAAAAUGGCAUUUUUUUUUAUAUUAAAUUGUUUAGCUCUGGCAAAAGACAAUUUAAUUGAAAAACUGGUACUAAUAAAGGAAUAUCAGGACCGUU